Molecule: messenger RNA, 3349 nt
Organism: Hippopotamus amphibius kiboko
Lineage: Eukaryota; Metazoa; Chordata; Mammalia; Artiodactyla; Hippopotamidae
Gene: PVR
Product: PVR cell adhesion molecule
Exons: 8
Coding region: 233-1462 (409 amino acids)
Biological process (GO): regulation of viral entry into host cell; susceptibility to natural killer cell mediated cytotoxicity; coreceptor-mediated virion attachment to host cell
Cellular component (GO): apical junction complex; extracellular exosome; plasma membrane
Molecular function (GO): cell adhesion molecule binding
Source: RefSeq, a predicted model, not a curated record
GCAGGACAGUGAGCGGGCAGAGACCCGGGAGCCCAGUUCUACUUCUUCGCCGCUGCUAGGCGAGGAGAGAAGAAGUGGAACUCCCCCUUCCCUCCUCUAGGCUGCGGCGCUGCGGGAUUCCUGGCCAGAAGCUGCGGAAUCAGGACCAGCGGCGGCCGCGCGACCGGCAGAGCGAGCGCGGGAGGCGGCGGCGAGCCCUGCCAGGCAGCGGCGCCCCCGGCGUGAACCCGGCAUGGCCCGAACCACUCCCUUAGCUUGGCUGCUGCUGCGGUCCCUGCUGUCGCUAUUCUGGGCGUCCUCGGCAGCCGGGACCAAGACGAUAGAAGUGCAGGCACCAGCCCAGGUGCGCGGCUUCCUGGGCAACAACACGGAGCUGCCGUGCAAACUGCAGCCGCUGGAGCUCACAGUGGUGGUGACGCAAGUGACCUGGACUCGGCAGAAGCUAACGGAAGAGCCCCGCAGCGUGGCGGUCUUCCACCCCACCCAGGGCCCCAGCUUCCGGGAGCCUGGCCGAUUGGAGUUCGUGGCCGCCAGACCCGGCGAGGAGCUGCGAGACGCGUCGCUGGCCGUGCGGGGGUUGCGCGCCGAGGAUGAAGGCAAUUACACCUGCCAGUUCGCCACGUUUCCCAACGGCGACAGGAGCGCGCGAACCUGGCUCCGGGUGCUUGCCGAGCCCCAGAACAAGGCAGAGACCCAGGAGGUCCCGCUCAGCCGGCUCAGCCCGGAGCCCGUGCCCGUGGCCCGCUGCGUCUCCACGGGGGGUCGCCCGCCCGCCCGCAUCUCCUGGUCCUCCUCCCUGGACAAGAUGGCCAGCACGAACCUGGUGCCAGGGCCCUUGUCCGGCACCGUCACCGUCAUCAGCCUCUUAACCUUAACGCCUUCCAGCCAGGUGGACGGCAAGAACGUCACCUGCAGAGUGGAGCACGAGAGCCUCGAGGAGCCCGCGGUGCUGUCCGUGACUCUCGCCGUGCCCUACCCCCCCGAGGUUUCCAUAUCCGGCUAUGAUGGCCCCUGGUACAUCGGCCAGAGUGACGUCGCCCUGAACUGUGACGUCCGCAGCAAACCAGAGCCCAGGGUCUACAAGUGGAACACGACCAUGGGACCCCUGCCACCUUGUGCUGUGGCCCAAGGCACCCGGCUCCUGAUCAAUACCGUGGACGAGUCCAUCAACACAACUUUCAUCUGCUUUGUCACCAAUGCCCUAGGGACUGGCCAGGCAGAAGUGACCACCCUGGUCAGAGGAUUUCCCAGGGAGCAGUCACGUUCGGGCUUGUCCGCUGGGAUCAUUACCAUCAUAGUCCUGGUUGUUGUGGCCCUGUUGCUGGGGCUCCUGAUUUGUUGCUGGUGGAUAAACUCCCGUAGGAACCAGCACAGCUCCUCAGCUAAUGGGACCGUCAGCUAUUCGGCUGUUAGCCCCAAUGACAGCUCUCCCCAGGAUCCACCAACAGAGGGCACCAGGUGACAGCAUCAGGACUGAAUGGAGAGAGAGACUGGAGCUGGUGAGGAGGUGGGCCUCGCAGCUGGAGCCCUGCCUCAAUGGAUGAAGUCUCCCUCCAAAGAGACUGGCCACCCUUCCCGUGCCAGACCUCAAGAACUUCCCCUCUGCCUCACAACCCAGUGGGCGGGUGCAAGUUCAGGGGUCCUCAAGACCAACCCUCAGGUUGAGUCAUCCCUACAAGGACUCACGGAACUCAGCAAAGCUGUUUUACGCAUAGUUACGGUUUACUAUGCUGCAAGUAUGAGAUGAAGUUCAGCCAUGUGAAAAAGCACACAGGGCAGGGUCCCGGCGCAAGCUUCCGGUUGUCCACUCCCAGUGGAGUCGUAUAGACAGCACUUACUUCUCCCGGCGAUGACACGUGACAGCACACAUGGAGUAUUGCCAAGUGGGAAAGCUCACCUGAGCCUUGGUUUCCAGAGUUUUUAUUGGAGCCUCAAUCAUGUACACACGGCUGACCCCCCUGUAGCUGACCUUAGCACCAACAUAGGUCAAGCCGAUAUUGUGUGGCCUAAGGUCCAAAUUUUGGCAUAGAAUCACACCAUUGGCCACAAUUAUCCUGUGUAGCCCACAGCCCCAGGUAAACAAAGACUUCUAUCAGCCAGGUCAUUCCAAGGAAGGGCUUAGAGGUUACUUCCCAGGAGCCAGAGGCAAAAGUCUUUUUUUUUUUUUUUGAGCAAGGUUAAUCCUUUUCUGCAUAGUAGGGCCACAGAGAGUGUUCCGACUACCAGACAUUUUUGGUAAGAAUUUGACUUCUGGCCUUGAGCUUCUAAGUCUCUGAUUCACUUGAAUUUCUGUGGCUGCAAGAAAUAGCCACUGACCCUUGUCGCCGGAAGAACCAGAGGCUGGGGACUUCCCUGGUGGCACAGUGGUUAAGAGCCCACCUGCCAAUACAGGGGACAUGGGUUCGAGCCCUGGUCUGGGAAGAUUCCACAUGCCAAGGAGCAACUAAGCCCAUGGGCCACAACUACUGAGCCUGCCUGCUGCAACUACUGAAGCCCACACUCCUAGAGCCCAUGCUCCGCAACAACAGAAGCCACUGCAAUGAGAAGCCUGCGCACUGCAACAAAGAGUAGCCCCUGCUCACAGCAACUAGAGAAAGACCGUGUGCAGCAAUGAAGACUCAAUGCAGCCAAUAAAUAAAUAAACUAAUUAAUCAAAAAAAAAGAAGAACUGGAACUCCGAUGCCCUAGGCUGUCCAAGGAGCAGGGGCACCUGGUGGUCAUGAACUUGGAGGCUGUCAUUUCCAGGCACCUUCUGCCAAGACUUGGUCCCAAGAGAGCAUCUGUAGCCAGAGUGCUGGGAUCCACAAGACCUCAGUCACUCAUUGAGGAAAGCAAGAAGUUGUUUCCAAAACGAGGAAGAAGAGGUGCUGAGGAAACAGAAACUACAGCUGUGCAGGAAAGGCUCCCCUCAGACAAGGAUGGCCACAGCCCAAGACCCAGGAGGCACAGCUGCUCAGAUACAACUGACAUGUUUACUUGAAAAUUGUCUACAAUCUUGGGGACAGGCACCAGAAUUCCUCUCAUGAGAGAACUAUCUGUUGGAGAAAAUACCUUAGGGAGAUAAAGACCUUGGGCCAGAAGGCUAAACUGGAGAGCAGGGCAUAAGCCACUCUGCAAGAGGAAACGAGAAGGAUUUGGGCUUCUCUCUGGACAGAUGGGAGAUUGCAGAACAGAGAAGGAUGGGGAAAAGAUGGGACCCCAUGGAAUGGGACGGGUAAUGGGUGACAAGGCCAUGGGGCUUCACAGUGUCAGGAACACAAAGGGAGAUUGGUUGCCUUGCCACUGCAGAAACCCCUUGUCCAUCCCCAGCCCCCAAACACCUUAUUAAAGUUUAUUUAUUACACCUCGA